This is a messenger RNA of Apis mellifera (honey bee), 989 nucleotides long. It is a transcript of the gene CPR21, whose product is annotated as cuticular protein 21. Gene Ontology annotation, cellular component: chitin-based extracellular matrix. Gene Ontology annotation, molecular function: structural constituent of chitin-based larval cuticle. The record is from RefSeq and is marked validated. Lineage: Eukaryota; Metazoa; Arthropoda; Insecta; Hymenoptera; Apidae.
AGAAAACAACUCCGGUCAACAUGAACACUUUGAUUUGCGCUGUCUUCGCCGUCAUCGCGGUUUCCGCAUCCGCCGCGCCAGUUGACAACACACCAGUGCCUAUAAUAGCGUACAGCGCCGAUGGACCGAACGUAGAUGGCUCGUACGUCUUCACCUACGAAACUGGAAACGGCAUUAAGGUGGAGGAGCACGGUCAGCUGAAGCAAGUGAACGACACGAAUUCGGUAGUGGUCGUUCAAGGAUCGUUCAGUUAUCCAAAUGCAGAGGGAUCUCCUGUCGCGUUGACGUACGUCGCCGACGAAAAUGGCUUCCAGCCGCAGGGUGAACAUCUUCCAACCCCUCAUCCGAUCCCGGCCGCGAUUCUCAAAGCUUUGGAGUACAUCGCAGCCCAUCCGGAGCAAGACAAUGUGCGCUGAUCUACGCAAUACACGAAUAACAAUAAAAGUAGAAAUAAGGCGUAAUUGACCCGACGAUGGAUCGAGUGCGAAAGUUUCGAGACUCAUCGUUACGCAGUGUAUUUUUUUUUUUUAUAUAUAUAUAGACUUUACUUAAUUUUUCUAUUUUUUUUUCGUCAUCAAACCAUCAGUUAAGUCGUUAUUAACGUAAUGAGUCAUGUGAAACAACGCGACAUUGCUUGAUUUUUUUUUUUUUUUUUUUUUAGAAGAUAUGGAUAUAUAAUUAAAGUUACAAAUCGUGAUUCGAUAACGUGAUUGAUGCCUACAAUAAUGGUUGUGUAUAAAUAUUUGUCUCAAUUAUACAAUAAAUUUUUAAGUGUUUAAAUUGAACUUGUAUCUUUUUAAGUCUGAUCCUUUCUUAUGCUGGAAAUGUGAUUAUUAAAUGAGAAUUAUAACGCAUUAAUUAAAUGAAAAAUAAUUCUUCUUUUAAGGAGAAUUAAUUUUAAAUUUAUUUAGAUAGAAAUUUGGAAAAUUCUUUUAAAAUUGUUGUGAAUAUAAAAUGAUAAAUAUAUAAAUUUAAGAUCUGUUUAUUGC